Mustela lutreola (European mink) is the source of this 4966-nucleotide messenger RNA. RefSeq names its product myomixer, myoblast fusion factor (gene MYMX). Gene Ontology annotation, cellular component: Golgi membrane; plasma membrane; endoplasmic reticulum membrane. The record is from RefSeq and is a predicted model, not a curated record. The coding region runs from base 4206 to 4460 and encodes 84 amino acids. Lineage: Eukaryota; Metazoa; Chordata; Mammalia; Carnivora; Mustelidae. The transcript has 2 exons. Gene Ontology annotation, biological process: skeletal muscle organ development; myoblast fusion.
AAUGGGAAGGGCUCCAAGCCAAGGCUGAUCCCCGAGAGGGAACAGUAGGACACUGAAACCUGACAGAGCCAGGGGCCUCAAGGGGACCCAGGCCUCCAUUAAUUUUUCAAGCUUUCAUUGAGCCACAUCCACUCUCAGGGGCUGGUCAUGGGCAUCAGGGCGUGUCACAGCAGGCCUUCAAGGAGCAGCCCACUGGCUGGCCUCAGACACAGGGUGUACUCAGAGGUAAAACCAAACGAUGAAAGGAAGGAUACUCUGUCUACUGGAUCCCUUCUAGGAUCCAGCCCUGGACCUAGUAUUUUCCCAUGUCUUGAUCCUGUCAGGGGCAGGAGUUAUGGUAAGUCCCACAUUAGAGAAAAGGACCACCAUACAGCACAGCUCCUAGAGGGUGUUAUUGCUAUACCCACUCAUUCAGUGAACAGUCUUUUCCUGGGGCACCUGGGUGGCUCAGUGGGUGGAGCUUGUGACUCUUAUUCUUGGGUUUUGAGUUCAAGCCCCACAUUGGGUGUAGAGAUUACUUUUUAAGGGGGGUGGGGCACCUGGAUGGCUCAGUCGUUAAGCAUCUGCCUUUGGCUCAGGUCAUGAUUCCAGGGUCCUGGGUUUGAGCCCUACAUUGGGCUCCCUGCUCAGCAGGAAGCCUGCUUUCCCUCUCCCACUCCCCCUGCUCCUGUUCCUGCUCUCGCUCUCUCCUGCUGUCAAACAAAAAUAAAAUCUUUACACACACACACCAAAGCCCUUAGCUGUAUGGCAGCUCUCACCCCUGGCCCUGCUGCCUGUCUGGCACCCUAACUGCUGACUCUCAGUGUAUAUGUUCCAUGUCCUUCAUGCCUUGCACAGGCCUGGUACACACUUGCUUGCACUCCAGUGCUUGCUGUUGACAUGGAUGGCCCAGUAAUGGACACUUAAUUGCAGAGGGCAGGGGUCUCUCCAGAAUGCUCCUAGAUGGCCCUGAGGGUCUUGGGAAGAGGACCAGGGAAGAGGACUGCAGAGGUCACAUACUGUCCAGUCCACAAGCUUCAGGUUCACAAGUUGGCACUCAGAUCCUUUUUUUUUUUUUUUUAAUUGACUUUAAGGAACAGAAGGUUUGGCCAAUUUCCUCAAAGUUGCUGGCUUCUCCCCAGCAGCAGAGGGUGGGGGGUAGAGGUCAGGGUGGUGCAGGCAGGAUCCAUUACAUAGGCUAAAUCAGGAACUAGAAGGAAUUGCUCUGUGCCAGGUCUGUUGCCAGAGAGGAUGGUUAUCUUUCCAGGAAAGACUGAGGAAAUCCUUAGCAGAGCCGUUGGUUUUCUACCUUGGGGAAAAGGUCUGGGGCAGGCUGAGGGGCGUGGGGAAGGAUUAAUCCAGGGGAGAGUGGGAAGAAGUUGGACAGGAGAGUUAAUCCCAGGGGGGUAAGGGAGUUGACAGUAAACUGUGAAUAGACCCACCCAGGUGGAGGCAGCUGCUUCCCCUCCCCCACCUCCCUUCCCACCCCCCUCUGGGGUUCCCCAUUGUUACCAGAGACAACAUCCUGUUUCCCUUACUUGCCUCACUAGCCCAGGCCCUGGAUCCCCUCACUCUGCUGGUGUGGGGGAGGGGAGUUGGGGAUGGAAGAUGGGGGAUGGGGCAAGCCUCAGGCCCCAGGUCCAGAGCUCAGGGAUCUCAGUUUCCAGGGUGGAAACUGAGGUUGGAGGGAUCACAGCAGUGGCUUAUGUGAGCCAGUGCUUGGUUGGAACUCCAUGGUGCCCUCAAAAUUACACACUUCAGGGGAUCGCAGAGGGAACCACUGAGGUCUGACUUCCUCUUCCUUGGGUUCCUAUGUCCGGUUCCCCCUCUCCCAAAGGCUCUCUAGCUGUUAUAGCAAGUACGGUUCUCACAUCUUAGAAGUGUAUUCAGAUCAAUGGAGCUCUGGGGAUCUGCCACACAGGCUCUGGACAAGCAGGCCUGAGUCUGGGUCACAUCACAGAACCUCUUCAGAUCUAUUCUUACAUUGCUUAUUGCUAAGCAGUGAGGACACAGCAGCAGUUAAAACAGAGAUAAGUCCCUACAGUCUUGUGGGGGAGGCAGUUAAGCAACAAGACAAGGAAGUAAAAUAAAAUAUAUAGCAUGUCAGAUAAUGACUUGCUGUGGAGAUAAGUAAAACAGGUUUAGAUGGGGAGGAGACAGAGGAGAUAGGGUGGAGGAGUAUAAUUUUAAACAGGAUGGAUAGGUAACAUAUAGGCAAAGACGUAAGGAGAUAAGAGGUAGAGCCAGGUGAAUACCUGGAGAAAGAGCCUUGUGCAAAGGAGCAACAGUAGGUGCAAAGGCCCUGAGGCAGAAAAUACAUCUGACAAAGGGGCGCCUCAGUAGCUCAGUGGGUUCUGUUCUCUGCUCAGGUCAUGAUCUCAGGGUCCUGGGAUUGAGUCCAGCAUCGGGUUCUCUGCCCAGCAGAGAGCUUGCUUCCCCCAACUCUCUGCCUGCCUCUCUGCCUACUUGUGAUCUCUGUCUGUCAAAUAAAUAAAUAAAUAAAAUCCUUGAAAAAGAAAAAGAAAAUAUAUCUGACACAGUUAAGGAAAAGCAAAGAAUCCAGUGUGGCUGGAGCAGAAUGACAGAGACAGGAUAGAAGUUGAGUCAGAAUGCUAAGGGAGGUCAGACCACCAAGGCCUUGUAGGUCAUAAUGAAAGGCUUUGGUUUUAACUCUGAGUGAGAUGGGAGCCCCCUGGAUAGUUUAUGCAGAAGGAAGACAGGAUGUGAUUUAUGUUUCAUAAAGACCAUUCUGGUCUCUAUACGGAAAAGAGAAACAGGUGUGGAAAAGAGAAAGGGGAACACCAGUUAACAGGCUACUACAAUAAUUCAGGUGAGGAAUGAUGAAUGCUCAGACAAGGGCAGUCAUGGCGACAUCAGUGAGGUAGUGAGAUUCUGAAUAUUUUGAAAGUAGUUACCAGGAUUUACUAAUAUGGGUAGUGAACCAUGAUGGGAAGAGAGAAGUCAAGAGAACAUCUAAGAUUUUGGCCAGAGGAACUAGAAAGUGGCAGUUGCCACUUACAGAGAUCUGAAGGCCUGAAGGAGGGGCAGGUCUGGGUGGAGAUCAUGCUGUUCAUUUAUCUGCUGUGUGACUCUGGGUAACUUGGUUUACCACUCUGGACCUCGGUAUCCUCAUCUUUACAAUGGUUAUAAUAAUGGCAAUGAAUUCACAGGAUCGGCAUGUGUGCAGACUCAGUGUAUGUCCCGCCCAUGCUCCAGGGAUGGCCCAUGGCCAACACAUCUGCUAGGGAAGCACCCGGAAGGAGAGGAACACUAUGUCAAUAAAUCUGUGCUCUAGCUCCUCUCCCCUGCUUCCUCCAGGCAGAAGUGGGACGGGCAUGUUUGAUAUUUAUGGGUUUUUUCUUCAAGGUCUUUGACAGUUUUAGACAUAGUCAUGGUACUAAUGGAGACUGGCGGUGGGAUGUGGAUAAAUGGAAUUCUCGAGGCUAUGAAGCUUCCAAAACACUUUGAUGGCCAUUAUCUCUUCUGAGUCCAGAAAGGCCAAAAGUAGACCCAUUUUAGGAAGUAGGAGGACGAGGUAUUUAAAAACAAAACCAACCCAGGCUGUCUGUGUAUCAAGAUAUCUCUGGGAACUUCACUUAAUCUUGGAGCAAAAGUGGGUAAAGAGGGUCCUAAAAUGAGUCUCCCUCUUCCUGUCCUAAGUGGGAGUGUCACCCUGCUGUGUCCAACUGAGCCCAGCUACCCAAUGGAGGGUGACCCCACUCCUCCACCCGCAGGAGACAGCCCACAGGUCCUGUUCUCCCUGUGCAGGCCCCUCUCAGCCAGAGUGUCUAGCCUGCAGCCUUCCUGCUUCUGCGGUUUGGGCAAGUAGAUCUCUCACAUUGCUCCAUUCCAGUUCCCCCACCCGUUAACUCCCACUUACUGAGUUAGUAGACUGAGUUAACAGAUGGGACUAGAGACCAGAAGAAUCGAUGUGACUAAGGUCAUAUCCUUAGAAAGUGCAGUCUGGGUUCUGUACCCAGCAGGAAGAAUUCCUGCAUCUGUUCCUUCCUCUUCUUCCAGCCCAGCUGCCUCUGCCCCUCAAUAUACCAGGUGCCAGAACACAGCUGUCUCUUCUUGGCUCCCCCCACCCAGGCAAGCUAUCCUAGGGUGGGACUGAGCUCAGUGGGGACAGUCUUGUAGUGUCCGGUGACACAGCAGUGUCCCUGCAGGCAAAUUCGGCCAGAGAUUCAUUCUGAACCACGGUUCUGACUGUCACUGACCCAGCCAUGCCCGCUCCACUGCUCCCACUGCUGCUGCGAACGCUGCUGUCCCGCCUGCUGCUGCCUGCCGCCCGCCUGGCCCGCCGGCACUUCCUGCCCCUGCUGCGCCGACUGGCCCGCCGCCUAGGCUCGCAGGAUGUUCGAGAGGCUUUGCUGGGCUGUGUGUUGCUCAUCCUCAGCCAGAGACACCCACCUGACGCCGAGGAGGCCUCCAGAGUAGCUGGCCAGGAGAGGCGGGAGAGGCUAGCUCCCCUCAAAUGAGGCCACGAUCCCUGACAUUGGCUGUAUCAUCGAAAGCCCUUCUUUUGGAGCAUGACAGUCCCAGCGCUGUCACACAGCGCAGCUACCCAGUGUGAGGAAGACACGGUGGGGGACUGAGCAUAAGAAGGGUCCGACUGGGAAUGCCUCCCCACUGCCAGCAGGAAUGACUGCAAAGAUACCCAGCAUCUAGUGGUCAUAAAACUGAUCAUUACCCCCUCCCUGAAUUCCUCCUCCAAGGACACCUUUCCUACUCACAUCUGAUUCUAGGGAAUGGAGGAAGAGACUCUCCUCCCCUAGCCCCAAAUGGUGACAUGAGGUCCAGGGAGGGACAGUGCUUACACAGGCAAAAAUGACAAUGUAUUUGAGAGGCAAGAUUUUAACCCAGACCGUUUGUCUUCCAGACUCAGGAUUUACCUUAAAGUAACAGGACCUUGGUUGCCUAGUGAGGCAGUCUUGCCUCAAGGCCCAGCAUGCAGCAGGUGCUCAAUAAACAUUUGUUGAUUGGA